Closterium sp. Naga37s-1 is the source of this 642-nucleotide messenger RNA. NCBI's taxonomy places the organism in Eukaryota, Viridiplantae, Streptophyta, Zygnematophyceae, Desmidiales, Closteriaceae. The record is from the annotation of a GenBank genome assembly.
AUGGCGGCCAAUGACGUUGAUGUGUCCGCAGCCCCAGCUGCAGCGGGUGGCGUCCAGACCGGAAAGGUGAAGUGGUUCAACAGCACCAAGGGCUUCGGGUUCAUCACGCCCAACGACGGCGGCGAGGAUCUGUUCGUCCACCAGACGAGCAUCAAGGCGGAGGGCUUCCGCAGCCUCGACGAGAACGAGGACGUCGAGUUCACCAUCGAAACCGCCUCUGACGGCCGCACCAAGGCGAUUAACGUCACCGGCCCCGGCGGCGCGUUCGUCAAGGGCGCGCCGAGGCGGGACAAUUUCGGCGGUGGCGGCGGGUACGGCGGCGGCGGGUAUGGCGGCGGCGGCGGCGGGUACGGCGGAGGCGGGUAUGGUGGCGGGGGCUAUGGGGGCGAUUUCGGCGGUGGGGGAGGAUAUGGGGGUGCGGGUGGGUAUGGCGGCGGGGGGUAUGGCGGAGGCCGUGGGGGGAGGUCCGGGGGAAGAGGCGGGGGUGGUAACUGUUACAGCUGCGGGAUGCCUGGGCACAUGGCCAGGGAUUGCCCCCAGGGUCCGUCGGCUGGCGGAGGUGGUGGGGGAGGAGGGCGUGCCUGCUACACCUGCGGCCAGCCUGGGCAUAUUGCAAGGGACUGCCCCUCCGGCGGGCAGUAG